UUAAUUUAACGUUGGUGUGAAAAGUUCACGUCGCUUUCCAUCCCGUCGCCGAGCCGCGAUUGAUCGACGGAACGCGCUCUCGACGCGCAAUGCACUGUGGGAUUAAUGUCUAGGAGAUGAAAAUAUGAACGUUGGGGCUCUGCGAAGAAUCGUCUCUUUAUGGUCUCGCUCUCUCCUCUCUAAUCCCCCGAGCUCCUCCCCUCCGCGCGCGGAGAGCUUCAUUUGAUCCAAUCCUUUAACUUGGAGCGCAUCGCCGAAUCGCACUUUUCCCACAUCUGAACUGUGUGCGAUCCGUCGCACUGCAACUUGUAUGAGGACUUCCUAUCGAUAACAAACGACGAAAAGAAGAAAAGGGCAGAUAGGCGGACUGUACCCUGUUAUUAUAAUCAGCGAUGGAGAGAGGAUUUAGAAAUGGCAGGGGUAAUGUUAGCGCUUCCUGCACCCUGCUUUUGGCACUACUGUUCGCUUGGGUUCCGGUGACCAAAACGACGAUAACUUGCAGGUCGUGUCAGCUAGUUGAUAAGUGGAGCGGUCGGGAAUUGCUGGUGAGGAUGGACAGUGCCGUCUAUCCCGCAACAGGCUCUGCGCGUAAAGUUGGUGGCCAAAAUGGAGACGGUUCAGCGGCGCUGUUUAAUUCGCCUGGUGCUGAAACCGGGCAGGUUGACGGCGAGAUUCGCGUGCGAAAGCGGAAUACCGACAUGCUUCGCUCAAAUAAGGCGGCGGGAUCUGAAAAUAAUCAGGAGUCCGCGCACGACGAAGCCAAACUUUCCAACACCCCGCGAGUGUCUUCACAAGGCGCGCUCACAGGUUCGGUCCCUGUGGAUCUCAAGCACAGAGUGCGCAGAGUCGCGCGGGGACCUCUCUCACACGGCGCGCAGCGAAUCGAGCGCCCGCUGCCGGUUUUUGGCAAGGGCUCGGCGCGGGCUGCGCGCAGAGUCCCGCGCUCUGACUUGCGCUGGAACAGGGACGAUCGGAGACCGGCCACGUCGCGGCAAGAGGAGCUGAAACUCACCAGCUCUACCUUCGCAUUGACAGGGGACUCCGCGCACAACCAAGCCAUGGUGCACUGGUCUGGUCAAAACAGCAGCGUGAUCCUAAUGCUGACCAAACUUUAUGACUUCAACCUGGGAAGUGUGACUGAGAGCUCCUUAUGGAGGUCAACAGACUAUGGAACCACAUACGAGAAGCUCAACGAAAAGGUGGGAGUGAAAACCAUCCUCAGCUAUCUGUACGUCAGCCCCAACAACAAGCGUAAGAUCAUGUUGCUGACAGACCCAGAGGUGGAAAGCAGUUUGCUCAUCAGCUCAGACGAAGGCGCCACCUAUCAAAAAUAUCGUCUGAACUUCUACAUCCUCAGCCUGCUGUUUCAUCCCGAGCAAGAGGAUUGGAUCCUCGCCUACAGCCAUGACCAGAAGCUCUACAGCUCUGUGGAGUUCGGCCGUCGAUGGCAGCUCGUCCAUGAGCGCGUGGCGCCAAAUCGAUUCUACUGGUCUAAACUGGGCCUUGAUAAAGAGCCAGGCCUGAUCCAUCUUGAGACCACCAUCUCAGAAACCCAGGCUCUUUAUGUCACAUGCAAAGUUCAGAACUGCACAGACGCCAACAAAGGCAAACCAUUUCCCGGAUACAUUGACGCCAACUCACUUGUGGUCCAAGACGAAUAUGUAUUCGUACAGGUGUCAACCGGUGGUCGUCCAAUCUACUAUAUGUCAUCCAGACGUGACGUGUUUACUCCCAUGAAGCUUCCCAAAUACACCCUUCCGAAGGAUCUGCAUGUGAUCGGCACGGAUGAGAACCGCGUUGUGGCAGCAGUUCAGGAGUGGAACCAAAAUGACACUUAUAACCUGUAUGUGUCGGAGUCUGGAGGCGUUUACUACACGCUGGCUUUGGAGAACGUCAUGAGUAGCAUGGGUCCCGAGGGAAAUGUCAUGAUAGAUCUAUAUGAGGUGGCAGGGAUUAAAGGCAUGUUCCUGGCUAAUAAGAAGAUAAAUAAUGAGGUGAAGACAUAUAUAACCUAUAAUAAAGGCAGAGACUGGAGGCUCCUACAGGCCCCGUCGGCUGAUCUCAGAGGGAAUGGCGUCCAUUGCAUUCUGCCGUACUGCUCCUUGCAUCUUCACCUGCACGUAUCAGCAAACCCCUACACGUCUGGAAAUAUAGCCAGCAGAGAGUCGGCCCCUGGAAUCAUAGUGGCGUCAGGUUCAAUAGGUGCAGAGUUAACAAGCACCAACGUUAGCAUGUUCAUCACAUCCGACGCUGGAAACACAUGGCGACAGAUAUUUGACGAAGAGUACAGUGUGCUUUAUCUAGACCAGGGUGGAGCUUUGGUGGCUAUUAGACACACCCCUCUUCCCAUCAGGCACCUCUGGUUGAGUUUCGAUGAGGGACGGGUCUGGAACAAAUACAGUUUCACCUCAUCGCCCCUGUUUGUGGACGGAGUGCUGGGGGAACCGGGCGAAGAGACGCUUAUUAUGACGAUCUUUGGACACGUCAGUCAUCGCUCAGAAUGGCAGCUGGUUAAGAUAGACUUCAGGUCUAUCUUCAACAGAAGAUGCGUGGAGUCUGACUAUGUGCAGUGGAAUUUGCAUGACCAGGGUGAACACUGUCUCAUGGGAGUGAAAAGGGUCUACCGAAAGUUGAAGGCCACUGCGAGGUGUGUUAUGGGUAAAACCUACUCCGUCACGAUGAUUUCUGAUCACUGCGCCUGCACUGAAUCCGACUUUGAGUGUGAUUAUGGUUUCGAGAGAAGAAGUGAUGGUAAAUGUACUCCAGCAUUCUGGUUCUCCCCUUCCUCCAUGUCUCGAAGCUGCACAACAGAACACACGUUCCUCAACAGCACCGGGUAUAGAAAGGUAGUGUCUAAUAACUGUACAGGUGGGGUGAUUGAGCAGUACACAGCCCGAAGGCAGGUGUGCCGGAGCCAGGCGCCCCGCGGUCUUCAUCUAGUGACCAGUGAAGGAAAGCUAACCGCUAGUCUUGCUAACAACGUCACCUUUCUCGUCUUUCUGGAGGAGGGCGAUGGAUCACGAACCAGCAUUACUGUGGAUUUCGGUGACGGAAACGCCUUCACCUACUCCAACGUGAGCUCUAUCGAGGACGGGAUUAAGCACAUCUACAAGAAUGUGGGAAUCUAUCGCGUGUCAGCUAUGGCGGAGAACAGUCUCGGCUCUGAAAGCGCCCUCCUCUUUCUCCACGUUACGUGUCAACUGGAGUCCAUUCACCUCUCAGCCCCAUUUGUUGCUGUGAAAAAUAAAGAAGUCAAUCUGACGGUCGUUCUCUGGCCGAGCCAAGUGGGAACGGUCACCUAUAUCUGGUGGUUUGGGAAUAACUCCGAGCCCGUGAUCACGCUGGAGGGGAGUGUGGCGUUCACGUUCUCCCGAGAGGGAAUCAAUGUUGUCACCGUACAGGUGUCUGCUGGGAGCAACAUCCUGCAAGACAGAAAAACCAUCGCUGUUCAUGAAUACUUCAGAUCUCACCUUCUUGCCUUUUCAUCCAAUCUUGACGAUCACAACCCUGAUGUGGCUGAAUGGAGACUCGAUGUCAGUCGAGUCAUUAAAAACUCAAUGAUGCAGGCGACAGGUGUGAGUCCAGAACAGCUGUUGGUCACUGUUCUGCCUGGACUGCCAACAGCAGCUGAGUUUUUCCUGUUACCAGACAAAGAGGUGACAGAAGGGAAGCCAGACAAAACGGCGGCAUAUUUAGACCAGCUCUCAGAACUGGUCCUCAGUGCUUUGAAUCAGAAUCUGGUUCAGUUCACACUCAGACCAGGAGUCCAGAUCACAGUAUAUGCUGCCCAUUUAUCAGCAGCGCCUCUAGUGGACACAAGUGAGAACCACAGUGGCUCUGCUAUGCUCAUGCUCCUCUCUGUGGUCGUGGCGGGUUUAGCAGUGUUCCUCAUCUAUAAAUUCAAAAGGAAGAUCCCAGGCCUCCACCUCUAUGCAGCGAUGCAGGACGAAAAAGAACAAGAAAUGAUCCAGAGUCCAGUGAGCCCAACUGACAGCACACCCAGCUGCAGUUCUCAAAGAGAACUGCUCACCUCACUGGAGCCACUGGACCCCGAGCCCAGCACCCAGGUCAUCGAAUGCAUCAAACCUCAUCCACAUGUCAAAUUCUCAUCAGAUCUUCCUACAUACAUGGACGUUUGAACUCUGGACUCCGUCAUGUUUAAAGACUUUGAUCAUGCGGACACAAAGGUUUCAAGCUUUAUUUAGUACUCAUGCAUGUUGGACAUUAUGUUUACUGUGCUCUGUGAAUACUAGAACAAACUUUGUACAGCUUUUUAUACGUCUGUGUAUUCAAUAUGAGAACAUUUUUGAUGCCGUUUAUUUCUAAAUAUCACCGGUAUGUACAGAGUUAGCAGGAACAACCGGCAUGUGCAAGGAUGAAAAAGGGUGGGGAAAGUUAAUCUUGGUUUCUCGUAAGUGUCUUCUCAUGUUAUUUCUAACAGUGGCAGUACGGUAUUCAUGAGUGGAACAUGAAUACGUGACUUUUUAGAAAUGGUUUAAAAAUAAACUACACAUUUGUUAAUAAUUUCAGUCAAAUGAAACAUGGGUUUCAUUUUGUGUAACUAUGUAAAACAAAGAUGAUGAUUUUACUACUAAAAUUCAAUGUAUUUCCUUUUUGCAAUUUUGACUUAAUUUCUAAGUUAAAUUCAUCAUGUGUCGCUAUUUUGUUAUAACUUGGACUGUUGGUUUACAGGUACAUAUCAGUUCAAAUCAAAAUAUACUGUGUGAACUGAAUUGGUGUCCUUCAGACAUCAUGGCCAAGCGGGUAACAAUAAUAUGAACUCCACAAGACCCGUUUCACGCUUGAUGUUAAAUUUAAUCACAGGGGGUUACAUGAUACAAAAUUUAGCAAAUGUACACGCCGCAUGAUGUUUUAAUGCUUUUAUAAUCACUGUCAUUUUACGCGUAAAUUGUACAGGCUGACGGAUAUGAAUGUAUGAAUGUGUAAGUAAAUGUCUUAAAGGUCCAGUGUGGGUUUUUUAGCGACAUCUAGCAGUAAGAUUGCAAAUUACAACCAACCUCAAUUUCGAACGCAAAGAGAAGCUACGGAAGCUGCCACAGGACAUGUCGUAGUCUGAGACAACAUAGGGACGAAACAAGCUCUGUAAAACAGUUUGUCUGUUUAGGGCUACUGUAGAAACAUGUGUAUGUAGAUAAAAACGGUUCAUUCUAAGGUAAUAAAAACAAUACAGUUUAUUAUGUAACGACUUUAUAUACCACUGAUAAUAUGGUUAUGUAUUGAAUUUCUGUUAAUAGAUCCUUCUAAAAGUCCCACGUUGCACCUUUAAAACAUCUGUUUAUAGUAAACAACAGCCACACAGUAAAGCUAGUAUUAAAAUACAGACAUGGUACUGAGAUUUAAGAACUGGGAAUAACUCGGUACCAUUACAGUGCCAAAAUAAUUAUAAUAUAUAACACUUUAUAUAUUAGGCCAUGACAUCAUCCAUGCACUAUUUAUGACAUCAUAUAUCCAAUAACUUUGUUUAUAACUUUAUUUUAGAUUGUUGCCAUUUCCACUGUCUUCAUUUGAUUUGAGCUAUAGAUUAUAAUAUGGCUAUACGUUUUCCAAAUACCAAUGAAUGUAUAUUAUGCUUAAUACUGAAUUGCCAGUAUAUCGACGACUGCAUGUUUAAAAUAGAGCUUUGAAUUUUUUUCUUGAAUUUUCCCUCAUAUUUUUUAAGCUGUAAGCAUCUCACAGAUGUAGAAGAUAUGAAUCAUUUUGAUAAAUAGGUCAUUAUGGAUACGAUGGAUACGAUCACAAAAGAGAUUAUAUUUUCAUAACGUCAUAAGCUCAAUGCUCUGAUGCCGUCUUAAACAUAUGAGACGACAGGUGAUGCAACUUAACCCUAAGUUGAAACUGAGUGCAGGGGAUUGUGGGUAUGGGGAGGGGCCAUAAAGAGGACAAUAGCAAUACGAUUAAAGAGUUUGCCCUGAAUUGUCCACUGAAGAUAAAAACGAUACAUAAGUUAUUCGGGGCACACGUAAAAGAAGAAAUUAAGUCCUAAUUUAACUUUAUCAAAUUGGGUUUUCCAUUCGGAUCCGGGAAUAAAACAGGACACUUUAUGAGCUUUGAAUGGACAAACUGUGGCAGCCAGGAAAUCAAAGUCCAACGCUGACACUUCUCUCUCUUAAGAGUAAGGAAGAUUAUUUUUGUAGAAGACAAGAGUUUUAUUACUGUAAAGAUUUUAUAUAUAUAUAUAAAUAUAAAUAUAAAUAUAUAAACGAUUUUAGCUGUGUAUGUUUGAUGUUUUUUUUAAUCUUUCUUUGACCUCAGCUCUGUGCUACGUGCAAUUGUUUCUGUUUAGUGAAAUCGUAUUUAUUAAAUUAAAAUGAGUCCCUGUUACUGUGUUUUGAUUUUCUUACAGUAUUUGUAAAAACUGUAAUUUGCUCAAGUCAUAAAAAAUAAAGUAUAAAUCAAAAAUUCA
Molecule: messenger RNA, 6424 nt
Organism: Paramisgurnus dabryanus
Lineage: Eukaryota; Metazoa; Chordata; Actinopteri; Cypriniformes; Cobitidae
Gene: sorcs1
Product: sortilin-related VPS10 domain containing receptor 1
Biological process (GO): post-Golgi vesicle-mediated transport
Cellular component (GO): membrane; Golgi apparatus
Molecular function (GO): protein binding
Source: RefSeq, a predicted model, not a curated record